AUGCGUAGUCUCUUUGUGCACAGAAUAUCCCAUCCCUCCCUCCGAUUCCAUUUCCUCUCUCUUCGUUCAGAUCGAACACCCACCGGUGACGGAAAACUACAACGCAGCUAACUCUCUCGCACGGACUUAUUUAUUUUGAUUUGGAGUCUCUACCUUUUUUUGAUCUUUUGCUCGAAUAAUGGGGUCAAAAUCAUUUGGAAACCUCUUGGACUUAGCCUCUGGGGAUCUUUUGGACAUUCCUCACACUCCCAGAACUCUUCCAAGAGUGAUGACAGUUCCCGGCAUCAUCGAUGGAUAUGGAGUUAGUGUAGAUGAUUCAGAUGCCAUCUCAUUACCUCUCCGCGAGCGCAAAAUCCUUGUGGCCAAUUUUCUUCCUUUGAAUGGUAAAAAGGAUUCAGAAACUGGGCAGUGGAAAUUCUGCCUGGACAAUGAUUCUCCUCUGUUACAUCUCAAAGAUGGGUUUUCUCCAGAGACUGAAGUCAUUUAUGUUGGAUCACUCAAGACGGAUGUUGAUGUUAGUGAGCAAGACGAGGUUUCUCAGAGACUUUUUGAGGAGUUCAGUUGCGUACCCACUUUCCUCCCACAAGAUGUGCAUAAAAAAUUCUACCUCGGCUUUUGUAAACAGCAGCUUUGGCCACUGUUCCACUACAUGUUACCCAUGUGCCUUGAUCAUGGUGAACGCUUUGAUCGUAGUCUUUGGCAGGCAUAUGUUUCCGCAAACAAAAUAUUUGCGGAUAAGGUGAUGGGUGUGAUUAAUCUCGAGGAAGAUUAUAUCUGGAUUCAUGACUAUCAUUUAAUGCUUCUCCCAACGUUUCUGAGGAGGCGUUUCCACAGGAUCAAGCUUGGUUUCUUCCUCCACAGCCCAUUCCCUUCUUCUGAAAUUUAUCGAACCUUGCCUGUUCGAGAGGAGCUACUAAGGGGGCUCCUAAACUGUGAUUUAAUUGGUUUUCACACCUUUGAUUAUGCAAGGCACUUCUUGUCAUGCUGCUGUAGAAUGCUUGGAUUGGAGUACGAAUCUAAGAGAGGGCAUAUUGCUCUUGACUACUUGGGCCGUACAGUUUUCCUGAAGAUUCUUCCUAUAGGUAUUCAAAUGGGAAGGCUGGAAUCAGUUCUGAAUCUUCCUGCUACAGCUGAAAAACUGAAAGAGAUUCAAGAAAAGUAUCGUGGUAAGAAGGUGAUACUCGGUGUUGAUGACAUGGAUAUAUUCAAAGGUCUGAGUCUGAAGAUUUUGGCCUUUGAACACCUCCUACAGCAAUAUCCUAACAUGCUAGGGAAACUAGUUCUCAUUCAGAUUGUCAACCCUGCCAGAGGAUCAGGUAAAGACGUUCAAGAGGCAAAGAAAGAGACGUAUUAUACUGUUAAUAGGAUCAACGAGCGUUAUGGUUCGCCUGGUUAUGAGCCAGUGGUUCUGAUUGAUCGUCCUGUUCCUCGGUUUGAGAAGUCUGCCUAUUAUGCCUUGGCGGAAUGCUGCAUAGUCAACGCAGUGAGAGAUGGUAUGAACUUAGUUCCGUACAAAUACACCGUUUGUCGACAGGGAACUCCUGACAUGGACAAAUCUCUGGGACUAAGUGAAGAUUCUCCUCGCACAAGCACGCUUGUUCUGUCUGAGUUCAUUGGUUGCUCUCCUUCUCUAAGUGGUGCGAUUAGGGUUAACCCUUGGGACGUUGAUGCGGUAGCCGAUUCAAUAUAUUCUGCUAUCACCAUGUCUGAUUUUGAGAAGCAGCUACGGCAUAAGAAACACUAUAACUACAUUAGUACACACGAUGUGGCAUAUUGGUCGCGCAGCUUUACACUGGAUUUGGAAAGGGCAUGUCGGGAUCAUUACAGUAAAAGGUGUUGGGGUGUGGGUUGGGGUUUAGGUUUUAGGCUCAUUGCUCUCUCUCCUAAUUUCAGAAGGCUAUCCAUUGAGCAAACUGUCAGUGCUUACAGAAGAUCGAGCAAGAGAGCAAUCUUUCUUGAUUAUGACGGUACUUUAGUUCCAGAGUCCUCGAUUGUAAAGGAUCCAAGUGCUGAAGUUAUGUCUGCGUUGAAGACACUGUGUAGUGAUCCUGAUAACACUGUAUUUAUUGUUAGCGGGAGGGGGAAAGUUUCUUUAAGCGAGUGGCUUGCACCGUGUGAUAAUCUUGGAAUAGCAGCUGAACACGGUUACUUCACAAGGUGGAAUAAGUCUUCUGACUGGGAAACAAGCGGCUUUUCUGAUGACCUUGAAUGGAAGAAAAUCGUGGAACCUAUCAUGAGACUGUAUACAGAAACAACGGAUGGAUCUACUAUAGAGGCGAAAGAAAGUGCUCUAGUGUGGCAUCACCAAGAUGCAGACCCGGACUUUGGUUCUUGUCAAGCCAAGGAACUACUGGACCAUCUAGAAACUGUUCUUGUAAAUGAACCCGUUGUGGUUAAUAGAGGUCACCACAUCGUUGAAGUUAAGCCUCAGGGAGUAAGCAAAGGUCUUGUCACCGGGAAAAUUCUGAGUAAAAUGCAUGAAGAAGGGAAUGCACCGGAUUUUGUGGUAUGCAUUGGGGACGACAGAUCAGACGAAGAGAUGUUUGAGAGCAUAACAACAAUCUCGGCUCAACCAUCGUCAGUGUCUGCUGAGAUAUUCGCGUGUACAGUGGGAAGGAAACCGAGCAAAGCCAAAUACUUUUUGGAUGAAGUAAGCGACGUGGUGAAGUUGCUUCAAGGACUUUCCAACACUGCUUCUAGCCCAAAGCCUAGGUAUCCUUCUCACCUCAGAGUCUCCUUUGAGAGCGUGGUGUGAGUUAGAUGAAGUCAAAGAUCAACUCAGAGUUAUUUAGGAUAAAACUGUGAAUCUGAACCAUGAUUUGUACAUAGAAAAGAUGAAAAUAAAGAGACAACACUUGUUACGGUUGGAGCCUAUGAAUCAAGGGCUUUAGUUAGGUUUUGGUACAUGUACAUAAAUAAUAAUAUUCUGUGACUUUAUGAGCAAGAGACUGAGUUCUUUCCAUAUUGUGUGUUUGUAUAUGAUCUACGUUUUUUUCAUUCCUUUUAUCAAUCUUAC
This is a messenger RNA of Eruca vesicaria subsp. sativa (arugula), 3016 nucleotides long. NCBI's taxonomy places the organism in Eukaryota, Viridiplantae, Streptophyta, Magnoliopsida, Brassicales, Brassicaceae. The record is from the annotation of a GenBank genome assembly.